Messenger RNA from Cantharellus anzutake, 1183 nucleotides. RefSeq lists its product as uncharacterized. Bases 111 to 869 code for a protein of 252 amino acids. The record is from RefSeq and is a predicted model, not a curated record. NCBI's taxonomy places the organism in Eukaryota, Fungi, Basidiomycota, Agaricomycetes, Cantharellales, Hydnaceae. The transcript is spliced from 5 exons.
CCCGGAGGCCCGGUAUAAAUAAGUGCCAACAAUUGUGCAUCCUCGAGAACCUGUUUCAGCCUUCCACCGCAUAGACUAGAAGGAAUAUUCCACUCAUUCACCUCUCUAAAAUGCACUUCGCUCAUUCCGCACUCUCCUUGUGUUUUUCUGUCAUCGCGAUCUCUCGUUCUGUUCUCGGCUCCGCGUCCGCCACCGUACCGAAAACGCUUUCGCCGCGCACCUCUCUGUCCAUCGACGUAUGUGCAGAAGUAGACGUUAACCUUGCGACUAGUCUCUUAGGGCUUCUCGGCAUUCGACUCCCCGCACAUAUAUGCCUAUGCUUAGGAACCAUUCCAGCUGCUCUAGUAAGUACGCGCUUCUCCGUUAAUAAGUCCCCCAACAAGCAUACUUGCCAGUUUCCUCCUCACUCUCAAAGGGUGUGCAGAAAGGAGGAUCCUUGCGGUUAUGAGUGCAUAGAUGGGUAUUCCAAGGCCAGCGAUGGUCAUUGCUAUUGCCCUUCUGAUAAAUACGAGUGCAAUGGAAGAUGCCAAACCGCCGCAUGCCCUAACCCUUCAGCUCAUUCGCGUCGUCGGGCAGUUCAAUUAGCCCUUGCUCGUUGCCCGACUGGGUACGAGAAAUGUGGUGUUUAUGGACGCGGUCGCAAUACUCGUGGAUACGAAUGCAUCGAUACUCGCGUUAAUCUCGAGAGUUGCGGUGGAUGUACGUCGUCCCUACCUGGAUUAACUCCUACUGGUCGUGACUGCAGUGCGAUCGCAAAUGCCUCUUCCGUUCGCUGCGUCUCCAGCAAAUGUGUCAUUGAAUUUUGCAGGCCUGGAUACCUUUUGGAUAUCUCUGGCUCAGAAUGCAUUCACGCAAGUCUGGAUUCUUGACCCUUGAUUCUUGGUCGCUUUCUUGUCCUGCUUACUCGCUUCUUGCAAUUUCUUGCCAUUCCUUUCGCUUGUUAUCGAUUGAUAACUUCUACCCCUUUGAGGCUUUGACAGCUUCCUCCUUGAGCUCUGACUUUUGAUGAUUCCUAGUUCACCUAAUCCACCGUAACACGCACACUUACGGUACUUCCUGUCCUUCAACUCUUCUGUAUUCUGUAUAAGUCCUUGUGUCCUGUUCUGACUAUCGUCAAACAGGAUCAAAAUGUUGUAUCGCCAAAUAAUGACUAUGAGUAAUCUUGAGCCGCAUUUAUAUCUGA